UAAAAAUAGACUCACACCCCGAGACGGCCGGCUCCGCCUGAACUCCCGCUGAAGUCCAACAUCAUAGGUCUAUCUCCUCAACUUCAUGGCUAUGAGAAGGGCGCUGACAGUAGUUCAAGGAUACAGCUGCACCCUAAGGGGAGGAAAUGUCACCCUGCAAAAACGAUCUGUCGCGGCACAGAGAACUUUGUCCCAAAAUUCUGCCUAAAGUUGCUGUUUGACAGCCGCAGUCUUGCUGCUGAAUAUUCCCUUGAGCAAUUUCAGCUAGAAGUCCUGAUGGAUGUGUCACUCCUUUACACCGAUGACCAAACACGGUCAGCGGUGUGUCUCCCAGACAGCCAGACGAGGGGUUUGGACUCCAUCUCUCUUUUACACAGUCCUGCUGUAAACACGCUGUCUGCAGGCGAGACAGGAACGGAGGCUGCGCCUGAGCUCUCAGACCCGGCUGACAAAUCCUCUGAGGCUUUAACAAAUGUCUAUGCAUGCCUCCCUCAUGAGAAAAGCGCUGACUCAGACUGUUUGAAACUUUCAUCAUGCAGCUACAAUGUCUCAGAUUGUUUGUCACUUCGCUCAGAGCCUGUGCCAACGGAUGAUGACCUCAGGGUUCAGGCUUAUUUUGGCUCAUCAGAAACUGCUUUGCCUCUCUUACCUCACCUGCCUCACGACCUUAAUUCACCCCCAACGGAAACUUUCUCAGAGUUUUACAUUGAACAGGCCUCAUCCCUCGCCUGUCCUCUCAUUCAGGACAACACUCCACCUGAUCCUUUUGGGGUCAGGUCACAUGUUUCAGAGGGUUUGAUGGAGCCGUCUGCCUCUGAGCCCCUCACCAGGCUCAGCUUCAGCUGUGAACACAUUCAAGACGCUUUUCUUUUGAGUUCAUCAUCGCCUCACUCCGACAGUUCAGAAGGUGACGCAGCUGUAGCGCCUGUGUCAGACCUUUAUAUCUUUGAGAGUGAGACACAAAACCUUAUCCUGGACCCCAAUGUAUAUCCCCAUGAGAUUAUAUGUCCUGAUUUCGAGGCAUCAUCACAAAUAGAAGAAAAAAGGACAAGUAAUGUGUGUGAUUCAGCAGACGUGCUGAGCUCUACUGAGGAACAAGCUAUAGUGGAUUAUGAGUCAGACGUGGGACAUUACGCAGGGCUUAGACCACCUGCUGCAGAUGAUUGCAAGGCAAGCUUGAUGUCAGUAAAUGAUGUGAGGCAAUGGACUGCAGGGGUCACUGCUUUAACCCCUGAGGCACGACGGAGCGGUAGCCCUGUUGAGCUGUGGCUGGACGCGUGUCAGUAUCUGGCAGGUGAGGACACAGAAGAUGUUGUGGACAGGAAGAGUCAUUCUGUGAUUCAAGAGGGACUCACAGUCACCGGUGACUUCUGUUUUCUCCCUGGAGAGACUCAAGAGUCGGGUUACAACCUCGAAGGCAGCGAGGUAAUUGGCUGGUCCAGUGAAGACACCAGAGGCUGGGGGCCACCGGUCAAGAGGUGGUCCUCAGUGGACAGCUGGGCGACUGCACUCUCAGACUGGACUGGUAUCAUCACAGUUUCACCAGACGACAUCACAACUGCCUUCACAGAGAUAGGGGCUGAGAUACAGGCUUUGACACAGGCGCUAGCAGAGGUAAACACUGAUUCGGACACAGAGGCGUCAGUGCAGGCACAAUUCCAGCCUAACAUGGGCAUCCAGGAUCAGCUUUUAGAAGCACAUAACACCCAGGAGAGCUCCAUCCUUUUUGGACGGGGUUGUCUCUCCGAAGCUGCAGGGCCGGAGCUCCGAGACAGAGUGGGCUCCCAGAGCGCUGAGCCUUUGUGUGAUUUUACUGCAACCACACAAGGAGCAGAGGAGACAGAAGAAAUCCAGGGCAACCACACUGAACCUUUUCUGUCCUUUCACUCAUCCACGGGUUCAUCCAGUGCCAUGUUGGCCAUAGACGUGACCGCAGUCCCACUGAUCCUUGGAGCUGCUUCCUCCACUCAUUUGGAUCUCUCUCAGUGUGGCAGAUGUGUCAACUCCUUGGAGACAGAACUUUUCAUCAGCAAUGAAGAUCCAGUCAUACUGAAUAUAACAGAGGAGACAGAUUUGGAGGGAGCGGAUGCAAUUAAAGAGCCCUCAGGAGAUGGACUGUAUGAAGUGACACAUGAAAGCAGUAUCUCCCAAUCGCAUUCGCUGGUCGAGCAGUACGCUGAAAGGAUCUGUGGGCCAUCCAAGGUCAAUAGAGGAGGAGCAGGCUCUAACUUCCUCACCACACGAUCUCUGACCAACUUACAUGUGCCAGGUGUGGACAGACAACCUGGCCUGCAUGUUCACACACACGUGUCGCCUGACAUUUCACCAGACCUCGACAGAACAUGUCAGGUGGCGCAACAGGGGGGGAGUCCCAAGUUUAUUAUACCCUUAGCUCCCCUCAGUAGCAGCUCCUCCCUCGUAUGUCGGAAAGGCAGUGGUUUGGAAGGAGAUCAAAUUUGUGCCCAAAGUUUUCUCGAUGACAACAGAGACCUGAGUUGUGAUCACGUCCAACCCUACGUUGUCUGGCAAACCUUAUAUGGGAUUACUGGCAAACUGUCCUCUGAUGGUUAUGAGGAGCGGAUUCAUAAACAAGAGCAUACAAUAAACUUUGCUGAGAAGUCUUCACCAGAGGGACAACUGGACUUACAACCCUGCAACACUUCUGAGUUUUUUUUCACUGAGAGAAAGACAAUAAUUGAGGAGAUUGAUGACCUCAGUAGAGAACUCUCAAACUUGGCUGUUGUACCUGCAGAUCAUUUCGUCAUCUCGGAGAAAAACUGUGUCGCAGUCAUCACUUUGGACUUCAAUGACCCAUUUGUUUCAAGGCCUAUAAAGACUGUCGCCACAGCCGUACCAUCUGAGAAGCCUGAGCUGAAUCAGAAAACAGCUGAGAAGAUGCCUCACAAAUCUCAAAAGCACACCUCAGAGGGCAAAACACGCUCCAAAAAGGACAAAUCAGCAGGUCACCAUCAUGGUGCACAGGCAUCCAACAAGCAGGAGAGUUUAUCUCAUCACGUUUCAGCCCCGCAGACCAACAAACAGCAAGAAACUCAUCCUCUUACUGUAGAAAAACAUAUUAGUGAGAACGCUCCAGCUGGACUUGAGGACAAUGAGGCUAAAUUGGGGACUGAAGCUGCAGCGGCAGCCGAGAAGGCUCCGAGCAAACCACAUGGCAAAAAGAAAAAGAAAAACGGUCAGAGCGCAGCAGCUCCGAAUAACGUAGGAGAGUCACCGGUUGACGAAGAUAAUGGAGCCAAACCAAAGACUGCAAAAGGAAGGAUUGAUAUGUUCGAGGCCAAGCUGGGUAACAAAGUGGAGAAAGCUCCUAAGGGCAUUGGUCAUUCAGAUGGUGCUUUGAAAAAGUCCCAGCAACUGGAGGCUAAAGCUUCCCAGGGUGAACGACCUCCGCAUCUUGCAGAGAAUAAAGACCGUCAGCCCAAGAAGUUCACCAGCCCUCUGAAAGAUGACGUUAUUAAAAGACGACGCCUGUCAGAGGAUAAGUUUGGCAAGUUUGUUAGUGCUUUGGAGUCUAAACUACCAAAGCCAGAUGUUUAUAUCAAAGCAAAGGCAGAGGAACCCAAGGCUGAUGCUGACGCAACUCGUAAAAAGGCAUACAGUGAAGUGGUCAAACAGAAGAUCACUCCGAAGGAAGAGCCCAAGGUGGUGCAGCCCAUCCAGACAGUGUCAGUGAGCGGGGACCCACAGAGUCUGUGCCUGUGGUGUCAGUUUUCAGCUGUCUUCUCCGACUACACUGUCACCUGGAGCAGAGAGGGCGCCGUCCUUGCUGAGAUCAAGAGAAGUGCAGGGGAUGAGAGCAGAGUGUCCCUCACCAUCUCCAACGCUUCCCACAAAGACUUGGGCAAGUACCAGUGUCGGCUCAGCAGCUUGCACGGAUCGGUCACUCUGGACUACCUGCUAACAUACGAAGUGCUCUGUGAGAUCGUCAUUCCUCCAUCUCCAAAGACAGCCUCAUCUGCUCCUGUAGACAUGGGGAGCGAAGAGGAGGAUGCCCGCUGUUGCAGGCUGAUGUUCAAGGAGGAUUUCCUAUCUGACCAAUCCUUUGGGGACAACCAUCCCCUCAGCAUCAUCACUGAGAAGGUCCACUUUGGGGAGGGAAUGCACCGGCGGGCUUUCCGGACCAAGCUGCGGACCGGUCAGAAGCCUCUUCUGCUGCCGGGACACUCUUGUGUGCUCAAAGUUCACAACGCCAUCAGCUACGGGACCAAGAACAACGACGAGCUCAUUGAGAAGAACUUCACCUUGGCUGUGGAGGAGUGUCAGGUCCAGAACACAGCAAGAGAGUACAUCAAGGCGUACACUGCUGCAGCUCAGUCUGCUGAAGCCUUCGGCGAAGUCCCAGAGAUCAUCCCCAUCUACCUGGUUCACCGUCCAUCCAACAACAUCCCCUACGCGACGCUGGAGGAGAUGCUGAUCGGCGACUUCGUCAAGUAUUCAGUCAAGGACGGCAAAGAGAUCAACCUGACGAGGCGCGACUCGGAGGCCGGACAGAAAUGCUGCGCUUUCCAGCACUGGGUCUACCACAACACCGAUGGCAACCUGCUGGUUACUGACAUGCAAGGAGUCGGCAUGAGGCUCACGGAUGUGGGCAUAGCCACCUGUAAGAAAGGAUACAAGGGCUUUAAAGGAAACUGCUCCACCUCCUUCAUCGACCAGUUCAAGGCUUUGCACCAGUGCAACACGUACUGUGAGAUCCUGGGCCUCAAAUCCCUGCAGCCUAAAGCCAAAAAGCCAGCGUAUGCUCCGAAACCCAAACCCCAACCCCCGGCCGCGCCCAAGAAGAAAACGUUUGGGCCCACACUGAAGGGGAAGUCGUAACCAGAGGGGAACUCUUUGGUCUAAGAGUUUUGGUUAUUGAUUGGUAUCAUGGGGUAAAGCUGGUUUUAAGGAGGCGAUGGAGAUGACUGGUCAUAUAAGAGAUUAUUUCAUCUCAUGUUGAACAUUUGAGAUGUAUAUGAAAUAUAUAUUUUUAUUUCGAUGAAGAGUUUGUAUGAGAGUUUGUGCGCUGUAGUUAUAACAAAUUUCUCAAGUUCUGGGAAAACUGUGACAAACACUUGAAAGAGAUAGAAGAGGCAGUUUAUCUACAGUGACGAGCUGUGAUGUCUUAGAUCGCUGCAUUGAUGAUGUGUGAUGAUUUUGCCUUUACAGGUCAAUGCGUUGUUUUCUUGUUUUUCUACUUUGAUGAUGUUUUCAAACCAUUAGUUCAUUAAAUUAAUGAACUUAUUAAUUAAUUGCUUUGGGGGAAUAUCUUUGAAACGUAGGUUGUAUUAUAAAUACACAGGAUUAAAAACACAGUAUGUUAUUUGGAGAUGACUUAUGGUAUAAGCGGGUCUUUUUUGUGCUUGGGUUAGGAUGAACGUUCUGUAUUUUCAGUUUAAUGUGACAUGAUUAUAACAUUGCUUCAUUGAGUGAUUGGAUUAAUUCACAAUAAUGUCAUAUUUGUACUGUGGAAAAAACAUUUUGUACAGAAAAAAAGCUCACGUAAAAGAAACAUUUAAAUGGUUUUCCUCUUAAACUGAUUUAUUCAUUUGUCAAUUUACCAUCAGUUCUGUUUGUUGCAUUGAUUUCUGGCAUUAUUUCGUGGAUCCACGCUGCUCUGGUUCAGCUCAGGCGUGAAAAACUAAAACCAAUAAUCAGUUAUCAAACCACACUGUAACCUGACGGCCGCAGCCAAAUCGACAGUGUAAUCUCAAUAUAGCGUCCCGGCUUUUCAACUAACGUCUCUGACUGCCUCUAUACGAUAAGCCUCUCCUGUCCUAUAAUGUCAGUGUGGCCUUUUUAAAUCCCUGCCCCAAAUUGUUGACAUGGCUCUCAGGCUGUGGCUAUGUGACCAGUGUGUGCAGCAAACUGCGGAUCUUUGUUAUUAAAGAGAGGUUGCUGGUUGAAAAUG
Molecule: messenger RNA, 5908 nt
Organism: Hippoglossus stenolepis (Pacific halibut)
Lineage: Eukaryota; Metazoa; Chordata; Actinopteri; Pleuronectiformes; Pleuronectidae
Gene: alpk2
Product: alpha-kinase 2
Exons: 11
Coding region: 277-4836 (1519 amino acids)
Biological process (GO): protein phosphorylation
Molecular function (GO): protein serine/threonine kinase activity; ATP binding
Source: RefSeq, a predicted model, not a curated record